Messenger RNA from Erigeron canadensis, 521 nucleotides. Its product is annotated as phosphatidylinositol N-acetylglucosaminyltransferase subunit P-like. The record is from RefSeq and is a predicted model, not a curated record. The transcript has 4 exons. Lineage: Eukaryota; Viridiplantae; Streptophyta; Magnoliopsida; Asterales; Asteraceae. The coding region runs from base 18 to 521 and encodes 167 amino acids.
GCUGGAUACAAAAGGCGAUGGAAGAUCAGCGUUCAUUCAAUAGCCCUAGAAGGACCCUUACUUAUUCUAGAAACAGGGGAGCAACUUUCUCUGUUUUUGAAGCAGACAACAAGGCUUCUGGUGUUGGUGUAUCGGGAGAGCAUGGUCCAAAUCCUUCUGAAGUUUAUGGAUUUGUAGGAGCCAUUUCAACAGUUGUCGCUACAGUUAUCUUCAUGAUAUGGGCAUACAUUCCUGAUCCUUGGUUACAUUCUAUUGGGAUCUUCUACUAUCCUAACAAGUAUUGGGCACUGGCUCUUCCAGCUUACGCCAUUGUGACAGCUGUAACUAUCUUUAUAUUUUACAUUGGCCUCAACUUUAUGGCAACUCCACCCCCAACAUCCCUGAACUCGAUAUAUGAUGAAAACAGCAAAGAUCCUGUGUGCUUUGAUCCUAAGUUAGACGAAGAUGACCGACCCAUCGAACCUUACUCUGAUAUUGGAAUCAACCAGAUCAAUGAGCUGAUGUUCAAAGAUUGGAAAUAA